UGUACUCGUGCACACACAACCAAAACCCUGCAAAUCAGCGAAAAAAUGGCAGCAUCACUGCUUUCAUAUGUGCCGAUCGUCAACCGGCUCAUCCCCCAGGAGGAGCCACUUGAAAUCAAGCUUGAACCAGUCGAAGUGCACAACGUCGAGACGGCGGCGGAGAAGCGGCCUAGGACGCUAAAGCAUCUCCUCCGUGCAAAUCACGUGAACCACGCCAUCGUUUACCACGAACUCGCGUUCAACAACCACAUGCCCCACAUACUCUGCUCGGCUUACAUCCUGGGUGCCGACGUGGCCAAGCUGCAUGAGAUUUAUGACUCCGAGAGCAAGGAGCUCGAGCCGUGGACCGACUCGCCGGCCGAGAUCAUCCAGGACGACUGGAGGGACUUUCUCGGGGAUAGGCGAUACCAGAGGGCCUAUAUUGACUUUUUCGAGGAUAACCUGGCUUUUGAGCAUGGAUAUGACUGGAAGAAAGUCGUGGCCAAGUAUAUGUUUGAGGGAAAGGAGCCACUGGUUAACGGGCUGAUUGGAGGGCUGGCUCAUCCACUAAUCCAUCUCGGCUACGCCUAUGAGAUGGAUAAUCGGGAAAUCGCCAUCGAGGCUCUGGGCAUGACCGCAGUGCAGUAUAACUUUCUACACAAGUACACCGACGACCGCUCCUACACCAGACCAUCGCCCUUUUCCUCGGCGAAUCCCUCUGAGCUGAUCGAGCGGCUGUCUAAAGACGAGCGCUUCGACGGCCUCUUCAGCGAGCGGAGUUUCUCCAACUUUUCUGCCGUCUUCGCGAAGCACGAGGCCCUAAUUCUGGAGUACUGGAACGCGUGGGAAAUACGAGAGGACCCCCUGCGGCAGUUCCGCGAGUCCCAGGAGCUGGCUGUCAACCUGCUCGUGGCCACGGUGCGGCCCGGCACUCACUCGUACAACUUCUUCAUCGCGCAUAUACUGACGAGCAGCCAUGCCGUGAGAGUAUUGCUGCCCUACGUGCCGGCCGAGUUCCAUGUGCGCUUGGUGCGGCAGUGGUGGCUCCUGGCGCUGGCUGUCUACAUCGCGAUGCUUCGGCCCAAGAUUGUAGAGGACGACGUACCCACGACGACCAAGGGGUGGGGAUACGUAGAAGAGCAGGCUGUCACGUCGAGGUGGUCGACUGAUUCCCACUUUGUCAAGGGUAUACGAGCCAUCAGGGAAGCAUCUCGGACUUGGGGAGAUGUUCACAACAGGUAUCUGAACGCGGCGAACCGCGGGCCAUCGACCAGCAGCGAUAGAGCAGCAAAUGCUCCAAUCAACCUCGCAAUGGCGCCGCCCGCGAAGCGACGCAGGCGCAACCUCGUCGAGUCUGACGACGAGGACCAAGAGCCCGUGCAACAGCAGAAACAACAACAGCAGCAGGCUACCACCCCGACGAAAAACAACAGCCUAAAGAACUUCCUCAUCGUCUCCCCGAGCCCAAACUCAAAACCUGCAAGUGACGGCACGACCUCGCCCAGUCCCACCCGAAAACCGACGCGACCUGUAACAACCACCACCACCACCACCACCACGACGGCAGCAACAACAAGGUCGACCAGGAACGGCGCGUCUUCUCUCAGCCAUGGCGCCGCACCGCCAAGCUUCCUCGCGGGUCCUAGGAGUCGCGGGGCCGGCAGCAGGACGUCGACGAAAAGCCCCAGCACGAGCCCGGAGAAGAGAACCAAGAGAGGAGGCAAGGUCGAGGAGAAGGGCAGGACGGCGGAUCUGCUCACCUUGUUCUCCAAGCAGGCACUGCGGGUCAAGACCGAGGGAAAACCCGCCUCGCGUCCGGCGCCCUCGUCGCUACUCCAGGACAUGACGAGCGAUCCGAUAUCGGAGGACGACGAUGACGUGGUGGCGGACCACAAGGCGGCCGUCUCGAGCGUCGUGGGGAGGAAGGCCAGCAAGAGGUUUCGGGACGGCGGCGGGGGCAGCGCCUCAUCGGCUCCGUCCUCGCAACAGCAACAGGCGCCGGCGAGUUCGGCGACCUCGACCACGAGUCAAAUGUUUCGGAAGCCGACGCGGCCAAGCCAGGCGGCCCGUGAGGACGACGAUGAGCUGCGGCCCUGGUCGGAGAGGUUUGGGCCGGUGAACCUGGACGAGCUGGCUGUGCACAAGAGGAAGGUAGCCGACGUCCGGAGAUGGCUGGAAGAUGUCAUGGACGGCCGCAUGCGUCAGCGCCUGCUCAUCCUCAAGGGUGCCGCAGGGUCGGGCAAGACGACCACGUUGAGGCUGCUGGCUCGCGAGCUCAAGUGCGAGGUGCUCGAGUGGAGAAAUCCGACGACUUCGUACGGGGGCGGGCCCGGCCAAGGCUACCAGUCCGCCGCCGCUCAGUUUGAGGAAUUUAUGGGCAGGGGCGGCAAGUUUGGGCAGCUCGACUUUGAGGAGGACGACGACGGCGUGCCCUCGCGAUUACCACCCGGAGGAAGGCGGCAGACGCCGCCAGAGGAGGGAGGACGGAGACUGAUGCUGGUAGAAGAGUUUCCCAACACGUUCAUGCGGUCGUCUUCGGGCCUCACGGCGUUUCGGAGCGCGGUUCUGCAGUUUCUGGCUUCCAACACACCUUCACUCGCCGCAUUUGGAAAACACACACCAAGAGAACAGCAGAUCACGCCCGUUGUCAUGAUCAUUUCGGAAACUUUACUCACUACAACAUCUGCCUCUGCAGAUAGCUUUACGGCACACCGCCUACUCGGCCCGGAAAUACUUAGGCAUCCCGGCACCGGCGUCAUCGAGUUCAACGUCAUAGCGCCGACGAUCUUGGCCAAGGCGCUCGAGUUGGUGGUUCAGAAGGAGGCACGCAAGUCGGGACGAAGGAGAACCCCGGGGCCUCAAGUUCUCAAAAGACUUGGCGAGAUUGGUGACAUCCGAAACGCAAUCUCGUCGCUGGAAUUUCUAUGUUUGAAAGGAGACCAGGAUGCAGACUGGGGCGCCCGGGUGUCCUUUACAAGGUCAAAGAAGGGAGCCAAGGACCUGUCUUUGACCAAGGGGGAGAGGGAGUCUCUGGAGAUGGUCUCUCAAAGAGAAGCAAGCCUCGGGAUCUUUCAUGCCGUGGGUAAGGUGGUCUACAACAAACGGGACGACAUUCCUUACCCCCCGGGGACAGAAGGCUACGAAGCAGAGAGGCUACCGAAUUACAUGUCGCAUUUGUCAAGGCCGAAACAAUCCCUGGUCCAGGUCGACGCCCUGAUGGAUGAGAUGGGCACCGACACAUCGACUUUUAUUUCUGCGAUACACGAAAACUAUGCACUCUCGUGCGAAUCCACGGGGCCAAACGACCCGAACUCGGCGGUGGACUACAUGAACGGCUGUCUGGACAGCUUGUCAGACAGCGACCUCCUUUGCCCUUCGUGGGACAUCUUCUUUGGAGGCAGGGGCCCCAACGGUUCCGGUAGGGACCUCGGCAGCCACGUGCUGCGACAGGACGAGAUGGCAUUUCAGGUAGCCGUACGCGGUGUGUUGUUCUCGCUGCCGUCGCCUGUCAAGCGCCAGUCGGCCGGGGGGAACCCGGCGAGGGCCGGUGGAGACUCGCACAAGAUGUUUUUCCCCACCAGCAUCAAGUUAUGGCGCGCCAAGGAGGAGCUCGAGGGGCUGCUGGACAUGUGGGCAACCAGGAUGCUGAACGGAGAGGACGGGCCUCUCGGAGUCGGCACCGCUUCCAGAGGACAGCAGAGCCUGACCAACGGAGCCACGGCGUUCCGCAGACCCAAGCUGGGGACGCAGAGCACCUCGAGCAGCGUGGGCGACUGGGCGACCAGCAGAGACACGCGGCAGUCGUCGUUUUCGGCGAGGUCGACGGCGGCGACGCAGUCUACCGAGAAGAAGGACGCCGACGGCGGCGCGACGCCGCCCCUGCUGUCGCUGGGAAGCUCGGCCCGCAAGGAGAUGCUCCUCGAGCGGCUGCCGUACAUGGCGCACAUGGCGCGGCGCCGGCGCGGGUCCUUGCCUUCUAUGGGGCUGCGCGACCUGGAAAAAGUGGUCUCGUUCAACGGCAUCGGCAGCUCGUCCCUGGCCGAAGACGAAUCGGCAGCCGAGGACGAGGGCGAGGACGAUGGAGGUGCUAAUCAGCCUGCGGACAGCUGGGCGACAGACAAGCCCACGGACGAGUCCAGCCCCAGGAAGAAGAGGGCCACGGCGGCCAUCAGACCCAAGAAGCGGACCGGGAGCAGCAACGAGGGCAUGCUGCAGCCGAGUGCGCUACAGGUUCAGAAGCUGGUGUUGAGCGACGACGAUAUCGAGGACGACUGA
Molecule: messenger RNA, 4254 nt
Organism: Pyricularia pennisetigena
Lineage: Eukaryota; Fungi; Ascomycota; Sordariomycetes; Magnaporthales; Pyriculariaceae
Exons: 4
Coding region: 46-4254 (1402 amino acids)
Molecular function (GO): oxidoreductase activity
Source: RefSeq, a predicted model, not a curated record